Molecule: messenger RNA, 1185 nt
Organism: Durusdinium trenchii
Lineage: Eukaryota; Dinophyceae; Suessiales; Symbiodiniaceae
Source: the annotation of a GenBank genome assembly
AUGGUGGAGUGUUUGGGAAGCACCAAAACGAAAAACGUCCAAGCAUCGCAUACCCUUUCUAGGAGAGAUGCUUCCAAGACCUGGCAAAGCUUCAGAGAUGCGAAGGUCAUCAAUCCAUUCGCCGAGUACCAAUGGAUCUCUCAGCCAUACCCGGACUACAAUAUGCCGAAGGUUGCCCAAGACGUCAGACCUCAUAGGACACUUCGAGCUAUCAGCCACUGUGAUGAAAAGGGCUGGUGGCAUAUCCUUGAUGCCAAAGGCCGAGAGGUUGGCAAGCUGGCGGCUUUUGUGGCUGGUCUUCUGAAGGGAAAGCACCGCGGCCGGAUUGAGAAGAUGUUUGUUGAAUUUCAAAGGAAAGCCUUCCACAUGAUUGGUGGUUGCAUAAUAUGCAGCUGCUAUCAUUGGGGCAUCAAGCACAAAUAUAUUAGACCAGCUUUCUCACCAGAAGCAGACAGCACUACAAUGGACGGGGGCGCUGCCUUUUUGGCCGUAUCCUUCGUGUGUUGGAUUGUUGAGGCCUCGCGCUUGACUAUCCCUGCAGUGCAGAGCUGGUACUUGAAAACCUUCAAAGGUCUCAUUCGACAGAAAGAGCACAGCAAGGCAGCUGGCAUUGCCUACUUUUUGCCCGGAGCUUUGGCUGCCAUGAUGGCAGCACCCAGCAAUUUUGCGAUCCUGGGGAUCCUCUUCCUGUCCGUGGGUGAUGCAGCGGCUUCUAUCGGCACAGCUGGUGGCUACAUUCCAGUUGGAACCUCAUCGAGAAAGGUAGAAGGCAGCAUUGGUUGCUUCUUGGUGUGCACGGCCCUGGCGAUAUAUGCUGGGCUCUCCACCGAAGUCUCACUCAUAGCCUCUGGUUUCGUGACGUUUGGAGAGGUCCUAGCCGAAAUCAUUGGGCUGGAUGACAACUUUGUGAUUCCCAUUCUUGGGGUUCUUGGAGCUCGGAUUGGACUCUUUCCUCAGCUGGGCAAGAUGGCACUUGUUAUGUGCGGUGGCCUGGGGAUUGGCGUGGGACUAGCAGCGCUUGUUGGUUCUACUACUUCGAAAGAGAACCCAGGUGUCGACUUUGCGCCUGACCGCAUCAAAGGUGACUCGGUGAUCAUUGUGAAUGCUAUCCACUUGCAUUUCCCCGGUCACACUUGGGAUACCAAGAUCUACAGGUUCAUGCGAAAUAGACGCUUGACUAAAUAG